AUGCGCACUUAUGGAAAUGGAAAAGCCGUUGCAAUUGCUGAUGACGUGAUGUGUGUCCAAGGUAUAUGGCGUGCAAACACCGCGUUUGCUCUGUUGCAGUUCGAUUCGGAGGCUCUGGCUAAUAGAUGGAGGCAAAGUGAUCCACAAUUUCGACACAACGACUGGCUUGAUGAUCACGACAUCUGGGUGCUACCUCUGAAUCAGGAACUGAAUGAUGACGUGUAUUUCCAGCUGGACCUGUUUGGAGUUUGUAACAAAGAGAAGUUAGAAGAAGACUUCAUUCCCAAGUGGCUGGAUGGAAUUAGCAAAAAUGGUGGCCACCCCGGGGUCAGUUGCACUGGCAGUGUGAAGGUAUGGAGAGGAGUACAUGAUGCAGACUAUGUGGUUUUGAGCCAAUGGCCAAGUGAGGAGAACUUUAAGCAGUGGUACGAAAGCGAAGAAGCAAAGCAAUUAAGAGAAUUUCAAGAACAUUCCAGUGGUUGUUGUACUUUGCUCGCACGGAUGAAGAUGUACACCUAAGCAUAUGGAGGCAGAAAAAUGAGAGCAUAAACGUCAAAAACUACUCGACACAGACAUCAGGGAUCACACGUAUUUUGGAACAAUACACACUCCUAAACCAACUUCCAAACGUCUCAGAUCGACGUACUCAUCAG
Messenger RNA from Dicrocoelium dendriticum, 653 nucleotides. The record is from the annotation of a GenBank genome assembly. NCBI's taxonomy places the organism in Eukaryota, Metazoa, Platyhelminthes, Trematoda, Plagiorchiida, Dicrocoeliidae.